Molecule: messenger RNA, 1199 nt
Organism: Solea senegalensis (Senegalese sole)
Lineage: Eukaryota; Metazoa; Chordata; Actinopteri; Pleuronectiformes; Soleidae
Product: zinc finger protein 436-like
Exons: 2
Coding region: 108-938 (276 amino acids)
Biological process (GO): regulation of transcription by RNA polymerase II
Molecular function (GO): RNA polymerase II cis-regulatory region sequence-specific DNA binding; DNA-binding transcription factor activity, RNA polymerase II-specific
Source: RefSeq, a predicted model, not a curated record
UAUGACGUCACAGUCUCGAGCGACCCAGUCUGCAGUCGGAACUGUAGCGCAGCAGCAGUUGUUGGUUAGCUGGUUAACUAAAAGUUGUCGUGAUUACUUUUGGAAUAAUGUGCAAAAUUGGGACUCUGAGAACUCUGCUGAACGAGCGGCUGAGUGCAGCGGUGGAGGAGAUAUUUCAGCUGUUGGAAACAACACUCUCCGAGUACGAGGACGAGAUAGAACGUCAGCGUAAGCUGCUGGAGGACGGGAAGAGGCCUGUAAACAACGCUGAAUUUGCAUCAGUGUUGGCAAUUAAACAAGAGCAACUGCAGGAGCCAGAGCCUCUACACAUUAAAGAGGAACAUGAGGAACUGUGGAGCAUUCAGAAAGGAGAGCAGUAUGAAGGACUUAUGGAGGAUAACAAAGCUGACAUCACCAACGUUCCAUUUGUUGCCGUCUCAGUGGAGAGUGAAGACGACAAAGUGGAAGCAAAGUCCCCCGAGGUUCAUCAGCGACCCACGGUGGAGAACACAGAGGAAGAGUCUGCAGAACAGCAGAUGUUUGCAGGCUCAGAAAAUGAGACCGAUAAUAGUGACGAUGAGUUAAAGAGAGAAAGCACAACCCAGCAAGGUUCAGCUUAUACCCAGAAACCCAAAGAAAUCCACAUAAUUGUGGAAAAAUGUAUUUGCACGACUGGCAAGAAAAAGUUUAGUUGCUCCAAGUGUGGUAAACACUUUACCUCAAAGGGGACUCUGCAGAGACACAUUAGGGCUCAUAAUGGAGACAGGCCAUUCAGUUGUUCCCACUGUGGAAAGAGAUUUUCCCGGAAACAACAUCUACAAGAACACGUGCCAAUUCAUACAGGAGAGCAGCCGUUUAGUUGUUCAGUCUGUGGGAAAAAGUUUCGCUUUAGUGCCGGCAUGAGGAAGCACAAGAGAACACACAAAUAUAAUUGCUGAGGUAACGUAUGCCUUUGCAAAGACACAGUUAGUCUGGGAUUUUCUUGAAUCUUGACUCAGAGGAUUUUAUAUUGACAUAUUGUCUGUGGUCUCCCAUGUUUUUAAAAUCAAGUCAUAUUUAGAAAUCCUGUGUAACAAAUAUUGUCCUUCCAAACAUGACUGAACUAAAAUGCCUUUGCUGGUUUUUACUUCAAUUUUAACAAUCAUAGUGCAUAGUGAAGCAUGCAGUAUAUAGGAUUUUUGGAUAUUAUUGGAUUUUAC